AUGGAAUCUGUAACAUCCAGAUGUCAGUAUAAAAAAGAAAAUAGUAGACGUGCUAGCAAUAAUGCGUUCUACUUUUUUAUCAGAGGAACUAAAAUAAAAAUAUGUAAACAUUUCUUCAGGCCAACUUUAGGUAUUACGGCCCGUCCGAUAAGAACUGUGUUGGAUAAACAAAGAAGCUUCAGCAAAGGGAUACUGUCGGGUGAACGGAGAGGGAAACACGGUAAUCACCAUCGGGUCGAUGACGCUAUUAAAACUGGGAUUAGAAACCACAUAAAUUCGAUACCCCGUAUAGAAAGUCACUAUUGUAGGGAAUAUUCGAAUACACAAUACAUUGAUGGGAGCAAAACAGUAGCCCAGCUACACAGGGACUACGUCGAAUCGUACAAACAAGCUGAGAAACCUUACGGCAACUACCUAAUGUACAGCAGAAUAUUCAAUUCUGAAUUUAAUAUUCCAUUCUUUUCGCCUAAAAAAGACCAGUGCACGGACUGUGUUGCAUUCCAAAUAGCAUCUGGGGAAGGCAGAUAA
This is a messenger RNA of Acanthoscelides obtectus, 528 nucleotides long. NCBI's taxonomy places the organism in Eukaryota, Metazoa, Arthropoda, Insecta, Coleoptera, Chrysomelidae. The record is from the annotation of a GenBank genome assembly.